Molecule: messenger RNA, 1460 nt
Organism: Plectropomus leopardus (leopard coralgrouper)
Lineage: Eukaryota; Metazoa; Chordata; Actinopteri; Perciformes; Serranidae
Source: RefSeq, a predicted model, not a curated record
UUUGUGCACAUCCGCAAACUGCGCUGGAGUCUGAGCUCAGCUGUGUUAAUCACCUCUUCCUCAUCAUGAUACACCGGACAUUUGUCUGCAUGAGGAACUGAACCGUGGCUGUCAGCGGAGGAGCUCAAAGCUGGUCACGAUUGGAUGAAGCCUGCUGUCGAAUUUUGGGGAAAUUAAACUGCCAGAUUGGUUACAACAAAGUUACAUCCAGAAGAAACCAGAUGGUCAGAGAGUCCACGAGGAGGACGUUUUGAAGAUGGACCCCGAGAGCCCCAUCGGCAGGAUGGGGAGGACUUUCUGGACAGUUUGGUACUAUAUAACCGGAGCAGUGAACAGAUUCCUCAGGCCAGAGCCCACUGACGUCGCCACCAAUGACCCAAACUCCAUCCAGGAAUCUGCAGUUGACAGUGAGCCCACAAACAUCACCAGCAAUGACCCGAACUCCAUCCAGGAAUCUGCAGUUGACAGUGAGCCCACAAACAUCACCAGCAAUGACCCAAACUCCAUCCAGGAAUCCUACAGUUGACAGUGAGCCUGCCAACUUUAGCCAAACAGAAGGUGACACCAGCGGGAGGGGGGUGGAUGAGGAACAGGCUCUUGCGUCAGCGUCUCUGCUUAGCUCAUUUCGGCCACUUGUUGCCUGGGAAGUUUGCACCACAGACAUCGACUUAAAGACUGAUGAAGAAAGCGUGCCGUGCAAAACUCAGCUGAGUGGAGGCAGCGAGAGCAAAGCAUCUGAGGGAGGUGGGGGCACCAGAGAGGAACAGUUGGCCAAUGCAGGAAACAAUGACACAGGGCUGUUCUUUGCUAAAGACGAUAAACAAGAAGAAAACAUCAAUCAGAAAUUGUGCACUCGCGGACGUGAUGAGAUGCCAGAGAAUGAAGAGUAUGAAGAACAUGUGAAUGCAACACUGACAGGUGAUGCAGUGAGUGAAGACAUGGAGAAAAGUGCAAGAGGUGCUGAGGAGACUGAGAAGGCACCGCAUGAUCCUCAAAAAAUGGAUGAAACCAUCCAAGUAAAGGAGGCGGACGAUAAAAUGCAGCUUGAAGAUGAACAACAUUUGCAGGCAGAAGACACUGACGUAAAAUUGUGCCAGAUUGCAGGUCUAAGUCUAGGAGAAGAGGAUAACAUGCAUGUAGAGGAGGUGAAGGUGCAGAGGAACGAGGCAGAUGAGGAAGUAGAAAACAGUGAUGGUGUGCCAAAGCUUGCGUUUGAAAAUGAAUGUGAUAAGGGAACAAGGGAAGCUGAAAAUCAGCUCUCAGUCUGUGAAGAAUUGUCAGAUGAUCACAGAGAUUUCAAUGAAGUCCCAGGCUUUGCUUCACAGCACGUUGAAUUACAGAUGACCUACGACAAAAGCAGCAUUGUGUCUGAAGAUGAGCUAAUAGUUGUCGAGCAAGAGCGUGUGAUGGCUCACUGGAGUGAAAGUGUUAACGAUGAGGAUGCGAAAGAGAAGGGAUGA